Molecule: messenger RNA, 1848 nt
Organism: Cyprinodon variegatus (sheepshead minnow)
Lineage: Eukaryota; Metazoa; Chordata; Actinopteri; Cyprinodontiformes; Cyprinodontidae
Gene: pbx1a
Product: pre-B-cell leukemia transcription factor 1
Exons: 9
Coding region: 529-1824 (431 amino acids)
Biological process (GO): regulation of transcription by RNA polymerase II; brain development; neuron development
Cellular component (GO): nucleus
Molecular function (GO): RNA polymerase II cis-regulatory region sequence-specific DNA binding; DNA-binding transcription factor activity, RNA polymerase II-specific
Source: RefSeq, a predicted model, not a curated record
UAAGCGAAACAAUAACAGUUGGUGGGCUGGUUUGCGCUCAGGUCCAGGUUAAGUCUUUCAGCGCGUUUUUGUUUGUUUGUUUGUUUAUUUUUGCGCAUCAGACUCUCAGUUCUAUGCAUCCUUCAGCGCAGGAGCAUAACGCGCUCCACUUUUAAUCAGAUUAAGAUUAGCCCUGCGUUUCCUUCGUCCCUACAGUAGCGGUGCAGGAGUGGCCAAAGCCAAAAGCAGCGAUUCAGAUCAGAUUUCACCUAAACCAGCUGGGAGAGAGAGAGAGCUGAGGAGAGGAGAGAAGAGAAGAGCAGAGGGUUUGUCAGUCUCCCUCCUCCCAAAUCCAGAAAAGCUUACCAAGGAAAAAAGGAGGAGUGUCUGCGCGCAGAUAGACGCGAGGAAUCCAGAGGAAUUUCCCGAGGAUAUUUGGUCUUCUUUCCUUCCCCCCUCCCUCCCUUCCUCCCCCCUCUGCACGUCAAAUUAAAAAACAACAACAAGAAGAAAAAGUUGGAGGGGAGGCAGCGGGGACCGUGGUCUGGGAUGGACGAGCAGCCGCGGCUGAUGCACUCCCACGGGGUAGGCAUGGCCGGACACCCCGGCCUGGCGCAGCAUAUGCAGGAUGGCACGGCGGGGACGGACGGAGAGGGAAGGAAGCAGGACAUCGGAGACAUAUUGCAACAAAUCAUGACCAUCACAGACCAAAGCUUAGACGAAGCGCAGGCGAGGAAACAUGCACUCAAUUGCCAUCGAAUGAAACCUGCUCUCUUCAAUGUCUUGUGUGAAAUAAAGGAGAAAACAGUGCUCAGUAUCCGCGGCGCCCAGGAGGAGGAGCCUCCAGAUCCACAGCUGAUGCGACUGGACAAUAUGCUUCUGGCAGAGGGCGUGGCCGGACCAGAGAAAGGCGGCGGGUCUGCAGCCGCUGCUGCCGCCGCGGCAGCCACUGGUGGCGUCGGUGCAGACAACUCGGCAGAACACUCCGACUACCGAGCCAAGCUGUCUCAGAUCCGACAAAUCUACCACACAGAGCUGGAGAAGUACGAACAGGCGUGCAAUGAGUUCACCACCCAUGUGAUGAACCUGCUGAGGGAGCAGUCUCGAACACGACCCAUCUCGCCCAAAGAGAUUGAGCGCAUGGUCAGCAUCAUCCACCGCAAAUUCAGCUCCAUCCAGAUGCAGCUGAAGCAGAGCACUUGUGAGGCCGUCAUGAUCCUGCGCUCUCGCUUUCUGGACGCCAGACGAAAGAGGAGAAACUUCAACAAACAGGCCACAGAGAUCCUGAACGAGUACUUUUACUCCCACCUCAGUAACCCCUACCCAAGUGAGGAGGCCAAAGAAGAGCUGGCCAAGAAGUGUGGCAUCACUGUGUCACAGGUAUCAAACUGGUUUGGAAAUAAGAGAAUUCGAUACAAGAAAAACAUCGGCAAGUUCCAAGAAGAGGCCAACAUGUACGCAGCCAGGACCGCCGUCAAUGCAACCAGUGUGUCGGCUCAUGGCAGUCAGGCCAACUCCCCGUCAACCCCCAACUCAGCAGGUUCUGCUGGCUCUUUUAACAUGUCAAACUCCGGAGACUUGUUCAUGAGUGUGCAGUCCCUCAAUGGGGACUCGUACCAAGGGGGGCAAGUUGGGGCCAACAUACAGUCCCAGGUGGAUACCCUUCGCCAUGUUAUCAGCCAGACCGGAGGAUACAGUGACAGCCUUGCAGCCAGCCAGAUGUACAGUCCGCAGGGCAUCAACGUAAGACCUACAAACGGCGGCUGGCAAGAUGCUCCGACUCCUUCAUCAGUGACAUCGCCAACAGAAGGACCCGGGAGCGUCCAUUCAGAUACUUCCAACUGAAAAUCUCCAUCUCUGCAUCUCAUC